AUGAAAGUCAAGGCUGUGGAAGAGUUACUUAAAGAGGCAAAACGUGGGAGAACCAGAGCUGAAACAAUGGGAGCUAUGGGUUGGUUGAAAUGUCCUCUUGCUGGUACAAAUAAAAGAUUUCUUAUUAAUACCAUCAAAAACACGUUACCAUCUCAAAAAGAACAAGACCAAGAACGUGAGCAAAAGGAAGACAGUAAGGAGCCUGAGCCAAACAAAAGCAGGAAAGAAGAAAAACCAAAGAAACACAGAAUUCACCCAUACACACCCAGCUUUCAGUCCAGAAGGAGAGUCAGCUACUCUCCUCCGAGACACCAAAACAGGAACCAGCACACAAAGGAUAAGCAUGAAAAGCGAUCAAGCAAACGAUGAGGAGAGGAGAGUGAUGAAUAUAUGUUGUUACAAGCCAGGAAUGUCAUUAAGUGUUGGACUGCAGGGGUGUCUCAGUUUUUCAGGAAAAGAUGCUGUUCAAAAUUGAAUUUUGAAUGAGUUGUUUGAGUGAGAAGUAACCUUGAGGUAGCUUUAGAAAACUUUUUCUUUGGGACCUUUAAGAGAAAAGCAAAGGGCAGUGUAAAUCUUUCAGUUGUUUUAGACCAGGCAUUCCUUUCCCUUUGCUCCAUUCCUCUCUCCACUUCUGACUAAGCUUAGGGUCUUGAUGAUGGAGCGUGAUACAUGUGUCACUGUCCGAUACAACUUGUUUAGUCAUGUCACUUGGAAAUAAAUUUAAGUUAAGCAGAAAUCUAUUUAUUGUGUAAAGUUGGCAGAACUUCUUUGCUGCUAACCGAUAAAGAAGUUUUGCGUGUUUGGGUUAGUUUAGUUUUACAGAAUCUAGAAGAAGGGAAGGCUGGUCAAUGCCUGGCCAAGCACAUGCAUUUUGUAUAGAAUAUAAGAGUUUGUUUUCUUUAGUAUAAAAAGAACAAAUUUUAAAUGGGUGGUGCUGGUUUUACUUUCCAGGAGGAACUACCAGGAAAUACUGAUUUUGCUUGUUAUUGUAUAUUCACAAACCUGUUAUAGAUAAUAAUAAACAUUACCCCUAAAAAGCCGUAAGUGCAAUAAUCGUCUCUGUUUAGAGUUCCCUCUGUAAGGAAGUACUUUGAACAGUCUGUUGUCAUGGUGCUUUCAAAACAAACCUUGGAAGACAAAUUUAUCACAUUCUCUGUCCACUGCUGUGAAAUUUCCAAGUAAAUGUGUAAUACUAGAAAUGCAGAGGUGAUACUUUAAAACAUUGAAGUGCUCACUUUCCAAGCCUGUGUGACAAUUCUGUAGUGGUACACUUCUUACCGGUGGCUUGGAGCACGUGUAUACAGAUCAGCAUAUUCCAUGUCUCACUUCUGUUUGUGUUAAAAUAACAAACUUCUGUGUGAAAUAUUUUUUAUUUCAGUAUUCUCAGAAAUAAUUUUUUUGAACAUAGGUUUCCGUUUUUAAGUGUGUUGACAAUAAAAUCGAAAAUGUUCAUUG
Molecule: messenger RNA, 1455 nt
Organism: Phaethon lepturus (White-tailed tropicbird)
Lineage: Eukaryota; Metazoa; Chordata; Aves; Phaethontiformes; Phaethontidae
Exons: 3
Coding region: 1-369 (122 amino acids)
Source: RefSeq, a predicted model, not a curated record